Messenger RNA from Lepisosteus oculatus (spotted gar), 2111 nucleotides. It is a transcript of the gene diabloa, whose product is annotated as diablo, IAP-binding mitochondrial protein a. The record is from RefSeq and is a predicted model, not a curated record. Gene Ontology annotation, biological process: intrinsic apoptotic signaling pathway in response to oxidative stress; neuron apoptotic process. Gene Ontology annotation, cellular component: mitochondrion. NCBI's taxonomy places the organism in Eukaryota, Metazoa, Chordata, Actinopteri, Semionotiformes, Lepisosteidae.
UUCGCUGGUGAUUCGUUACAGUCACUUCGCCGCUUGAGAUCAGUUGCAAACAUUGCUGAGGAGUAACAUGAGCAGCAUGUGCAAGUGAAAUCGAAUCACGUCAAAAAUUUGCCAAAUGCUUUAUUUUCGUUGCAAUCAAAUUAUAUAGGACGCAAAUACUCUGUGCCAUAGUGGCUUUCUGAGUGAGAGGGAACUUUCUUCAUAGUCGGACAAACUUCCUGUGAGUAGAGACAGUCAUGGCGGCGUUCAGAAGGGGAGUGCAGUCUGUUGGCUUGUUCAGGUGUUCUUGGAGCGUGCUCAGUUCUAGCAGACACAGGAUUGUUCGGAUUCCUCUGCUGCUGAGGAGUAACUUCCUCUCUCUGGGAGCGGGCGGGGGGCUCUGUGCUGUCCCCUUUUCAAAGCAAGCUGAGAAUCUGUCCCAUGAGGCACUGAUCAGGCGAGCCUCCUCCUUGGUGACGGACAGUGCCAACACCUAUCUCUCCCAAACUACCCUUGCCUUAGUCGACGCCCUGGCACAAUACGCUAAGGCAGUGCACACGCUGAUUGCCCUGCAGAAGCGCUACAUGAACUCAAUUGGUAAACUCACCCCUGCGGAGGAGGAUGCCAUCUGGCAGGUUAUAAUUGGAGCUCGUGUGGAGAUGAACGACAAGUUGGACACAUGCAGACACUUUGAAUCAAACUGGAUGAAUGCAAUAAACCUGUCAGAGCUGGCUGCUGAGGCUGCCUAUAAUGCAGGAGCAGACCAGGCCUCUGUCACGGCACGCACCAAUCUGAACAUGGCCCAGACGCAGGUAGAAGAAAUGAAGCGGCUUUCUUCGGAGGCUGAGAAGCAGCUGGCUGAAGUGAAGGUGGAGGAGAUCCAGAGAACUGCGGCGCAAGCUGCAGCCACCAGAGCCUUUGAGAAAGCUGGGAAAGGAGAUGCCCUUUCAGAGGAUGAUGUUCCCGAGGCCUACCUCCGAGAAGACUAGCCUAGCAUUUCAGUAAUGGAGUGCAUUGGCCUGGCCAGUGUAGGGCCCAUAUAUCUCCUAUUUGCUGGAUAGACAAAUCACAAAAGCUUAAUUGCAAAUGUAAGCAAGAUAAAUAUUCAGCUGGAUGUGACUAUGAACCUUUUUCAUUUGAAAAACAGCUUAAAUCCAAAAGCAAAUUGUGAAUGUUGAAAUUAAUACUUUUGUCUCGGCACAAAAGUAAAUUGCACCCAACAUAAAGCAGUUUGCUUUUCUUAACCUGCGUAGUUCACCCAAAGUGUCUGCUUAGUGUUUAAGGACUAGGACUUUAAUCUCUGGCACGACAGUUACGUGGCUGUAAAAGAGAUUUUGCAUUUCUGGAAAUGGUAAUGUUUCACAAGGUUAAUAAAAUGGACCCUAAAGUAUUGUUGGGGAAAGGGUUAUACUUAUGUGUUUUGGGGAAAGAAAGGUAUUUCUUCUUAAAGAUUUCAUCGGGUUGUGGUGAGUUCCAUGAAGUGGACACAAACAGCCUACACUGGAAACACCUCUGUGCACAUAGUGAUUCACUGUCUUUCCUCUGGGAAGUGCCUGGCUGAAGGAAACGGGGCGAUAGAAACAAUGUGCAUCCUUUAAUUGAGGAAAGGGUCUGUUCAGAAAGCUUUAAACUAGUGGAGCAUAGUCAAUUCUGAUACAGUAUGCAGAAGAUGAAAAAACAUCAUGGUAAUGCUACUGUAUGUCAUGAAAAUUAUCUGCUUGUGGAAACGAGGCUAAUCUUUCUGUGAUUGUAAUUUUUUUUUAUCUGUGAAAAAGUGGUCCAUAACCACUUGUAAAAUGUGAAGUUUCUGUUUGGAAGUCAAAUAACAAUUGUUUCUUUUUUGGGUGUGAGUUAUAUUUUAUUUACAAUUGUGUUGGGAGUUGGUUUAAGCCAAGGUGUUAUACUGUGGUGUAAUUGAAUAGUUAGAAACAUUUACAUGUGUGAAGAAUAAAGUAAUGUCUCACGUCUGUAUUUCAUUUCCCCGCUCCAGCCACUUCUCUACAUUCCUGUGGUAAAAGACUCGGAACUUGAGUUUUUCACAUUUUACUAAAACAUGAUCUCAUCACUAGGAAAUCUGUUUUUUUCAUUUUUAAACUUUUUUUCUGAAAAAAAUAAAGUGGAGUUGAAAUUUU